This is a messenger RNA of Prorocentrum cordatum, 3963 nucleotides long. NCBI's taxonomy places the organism in Eukaryota, Dinophyceae, Prorocentrales, Prorocentraceae. The record is from the annotation of a GenBank genome assembly.
GCCCCUGGGGCGCUGAGGCUGGUUCCCCUGUUUGGGGGCGUGCCGAUGCGAGCGGUCAGCUACAACCCGCUGUCGCUGCGCAGGCGCCUCCGAUCGGAGGAGAUCAGCCAGGAGCUCGAGCGCCACGACAUCGCGGCGCUGCAGGGCACGCAGAUGAAGUGGAGCGGCGGCGGGGGCGUCUCGAAGCAGCGUGCGGGGUCUCGAUAUUUCUUCAAGAAGGGCUUCAAGGUGCGGGAGCUACUGUCGCCGCCGCCGGCCUUGCGGGGGCGCGGCGGCGGCGCGCGCCUGCGGCGCGGGGCACUGGGCGCCCCGGUGCUGGCCCUCUACUUCCCUGUGAGGGGCUUGGCGGUCCAGCGGGCGGCGGCGGAGGCUCUCUUCACGCGGGCGCAGAGGUGCCUCAUGGAGACCCCCGCCCGCUGCACGCCGCUGCUCUGCGCCGACCUCAACGACGGGCUUGGCAUGGUCAAGCACGAGGCAGGGGUUUGCGUGCCCUUGUCGGAGGCGAUAGGAGGGGUCGAGCCCGCGCUGGAGCACGAGUCUGGCGCGGCGUGGAGGCGGCUUUGCGAGGGCUGGGGGCUCGCCACUGUCAACGCGCUUUACGAGGGCUACACUUUGUCGGGCACCACGGGGGCCAGGUCCAGGCCGGAUGCGAUCGCGAUCCCGCGCGAGCUCAUGCAGAGUGUGGACCCUGCAAGCCGCUCUACGGCGCAGUGGGACAUGGAUGCGCGCGCGCAGGCCAUGAAGCGCCACCACGGCAAGGCGGAGUUCUUGAGGGAGCUGGAGUACCAGUGCGAGCACCUGGUCCGCCCGCAUCUGGAGGUCGAGAUCGGCCCCGACGAGGCGCGGGACGAGCUGGUGGAGACGGUGCGCGAGGUGGGCCUGGCGCACUUCGGCGUCAAGGCGCGCGACACGAGGGAAAUGGGCGAGGCGGCGGCGCAGCGCAAGAAGUUGUUGCAGGAGCGGGCGGCCAUCCGCCGUCGGCAUGCGAUCGAGGGGGGGGCGGCGACGUCGACGGAGGUCGAGGUGGAGAGGUGCGUGCAGGAGCUCAGGGACGCCACCCGCCGCCUGCGCGCGCUGCAGCGGCAGCAGCGCAGGCGGCUCCGCACGGUGCGCUGCGAGGCGCCGGCGGAGGCGGAGAGGGUGGGCGACGCGGCCGCGGCGUGGAGGCUGGCCCACUUGCUCGGCGAGAGGGGGAAGGGCGCGCGGCGUCGGGUGCACUGCACACCCCGCCUGGAGCACACGGCGGCGGCGCCGCGCCAGCUCUUCAAGGGCCCCGGGCGCCUGGGGGGGUACGCGGCGACGGAGCUGGACUCGAGGCCGCGCCUGGAGCAGCUCAGGCAGCCGCUGGCCAGGCGUUGCUCGGUGCGGGAGGCCGAGGAGGCGGCGGCGCUGGACUUGAAGGAGCUGGAGGAGCGCCUGCGCAGGUCGGAGCACCCGAGCAUGGAGGCGUUCCGGGAGUGGCUGCUGCACUGCCUUGCCCUCGUCCGCGCGUUCCAGGCUGCCCCUCUGGCGUGGUCCAGGUCUAGGGAGGCGGACAUCGGCAGGAUCAUCCACGUGAUGCGCCCCAUCGGCACAUGCUACGCCACGGUGCUGACGACGAGGGCCGAGAAGGAGAAGGCGGCGCCGAAUGACUUCGGCUUUGUCCCGAGAAGGCGGCGCCCGAAUCGCUCUCGGGGCGGGGCGCUGGUGGUCACCGCCGUUGUGGCCGAGCGGGCGGCGCACUUCGGCCUCGCGGCGACCGCGAGCUUCAAGGACUUGAGCAAGGCGUUCCAGUGCCCGUCCGUGGGCGACAUGAUGCGGGGCCUGGAGGGCUUGGUGCGCGUGGAGGACCAUCCCAUCGUGGCGCGCAGGGUCCUCGACUACCACUGCGAGGUCGAGACGGCCGAGGGGGUGCUGCGCAUGCAGACUAACCAGGGCGUGCUCAUCGGCGACUCGAUCGGCCCGCCGCUCUUCCUCGAGGUGUUCACACCGGUUGCGACCGAGUGGGCCAUCGAGGACUCGGGUCGGCCCGACGCGCAGCUACUGGAGGCGAAGUCCGUCGUCGCGGGCGCAGUGCUGGACCUCAGCCUUGCGAUGUUUGCAACUGACCUCUGCAAGCGCUUCGUCUCGUGGUGCCAUGAAACGGCGAUCAAGAAUCACAAGGCCUCGGACGAGCUGCUGGACAGGUUGCUGGAGCCGCGCGGGUUCCAGCAAAACAUCUCCAAGCAGUCCGCGAUGCGUGCCUUCCGCGGGGUUGGGGCCAGGGCCUGGACGAGGGCCGUCUUCGCGGGCAGGCUCGGCGCGAGGGGCAACUGCUCGACGGUCGCCCGCUACCUGGGCCCGAUGCUGCACUACCAGGGCGGCCCUGCGACGGAGAUCAGGGCUCGCGCGGCGGCGGCCACGCGGGGCUUCGCGGACAUGGGGCGCUUCUGGAAGUCUGAGACCUCCGUCGAGGUGGCGCGGCAGGUCUUCCGCUCCAAGGUGCUGGGGGCCCUCCUCUCGGGGACGGCGGCGGUCGUGCCCGCGCAGUCUUUCCUGGCCUCCCUGGGGGGGGGGGCCGCGCUGCGCCUGGGCCGCUCGGCCCUGGGCGCGCGGGUGUUGAAGGGCUUCCUGGAGGAGGAGAGCUACCAGCACAGGGCCAUGCCCUCCCAGGUUGUGCGCCAGCUGCUGCAGAUGGCGGACAUCGAGACCGAGCUGCGCGCGGUCAGGCUCGGGCUCAUGAAGUGCAUGGUGCGACAUCCUGGAGAUCACGAGAUGGAGCUCACGGCGCUGUUCGGCCAGCUGCCCUUCGCGCUGCAGCCCGUGCUGCUGGUGGGCGACUUGAAGCGGCUCUUUCACGCGUCGGAGCGCUUGGACCUGCUGGAGGUGCGGGGCGAGCGCCCCCUCGUGCUGCUGCAGGGUGCGCUGCGUGAGGAGGUCCUUCAGCUCGACCCCCGUGUGCUUCGGGUCCGCGGAUGGGCGGCACAGUGCCCGCCGUCGCGAGAGGUGCCCGCGGCAGUGCGGCAUCGCUGGUGGACACUGCAUGGCGACCCUUUUCGUCCUGCACGUGAGCCGUCUGGCCUCAUCGACAUCGGUGACUUCGAGUUCGCGUGCCAGGAGCCCUGCGCUGAGGGCCUGUGCGGGGCCGCCUUCUGUUCGGAGCGAGCCCUGCUGUGGCGCAAAAUCAGCUCUCGCAAGUAUCGGGCGAUCGAGUCAUCCUUGUGCGCGUCGAAUCAGUGUGGGUUCUGCGGGACGGUGCUGGCGUCUAGGGCUUCGGCUGCGCAGCACGUCAGGUUCGCUCUUGCUCGAGGGUACUGUCGGGGAGGGCUGGCGCGUGCUGCGCCGAAGUUGCUGGUCCCAGACGAUAUUCGAUGUCCUGCGUGCGGCGAGCUGCCCCCGGCGCUGGAGCUCCACUACAGCCAUUUCCUCUCAGUGCAUUUCGCAGGCAGGGCCAAGGCCGCCGCGGAGCCUCGCGCCCGCCGCCAGCAGGACGAGUUCGAGGAGACGAUGGCAUCGAUGGCGCGCCUGGUGCUCUCGCACGACCUCCAGAUCCGCGACCUCGAGUCGGCCUGCUACAUCGCGUUCAAGGUGCCGAUCGACAACGACAUGAUCAAGAAGGAUGCGGGCAAUAACUAUAGCAACAUGUUCCGCGGCAAGAGCCCCACGCAGCACGGCCUGAGACCGCCGCUGCCCUACCUCGUGGAGUCGGCGGCGCGCUCCCUCGCCAGCGCGGCGGAGGUGACGGGUACCGACUUGGAGGGCCCAGUGAAGGCGUUCCACGCUCAGGUCAGCGACAAGGAGUUCACGAUGUCCAGCUUCAAGUACUUCAAGGUCAAGGACAUGUACGACAAGACGCACGCCCGAGUGUGCGUGGCGGUGGGGGUGCCCGAGGUCGCGGCCACGUUCAAGAAGGCCAUGAUCAAGGUCGGCAGCGAGGAGCUGCUGGGCACCGCGCCGCCAGGCGGGCUCCAUCGGAGCCUUCAGGAGUGGUUGGGCCAGCGCUGA